UAUGUAACUAUAUUGCAUCACAUAGUAUACAGCUAGUUUAAGUUAACUUAUCCUAAACUACGAUAUAAGAUAUAACUACGAGAUAAUAUAUUUAUAGGAAAAAACUUAAAAUGUCCACAAAGAAAUGGUUUGUACUUGGUAUUUCGGGUGCAACCUGCAGUGGAAAAACGUCCUUGGCUAAUAGACUUCAUAAAGAGUUGGAAAAUUCGGUUGUCAUACACCAAGACAACUAUUUCUUGCCGAUAGAUGAUCCACGGCACAUAAAAAUAGAAGAACUUAAUCAUUUUAAUUGGGAAUUAAUAACCAGUGUGGAUUGGGACAAAUUGCAUUCGGAUGUCUUAAAAUUAAUUGAAUCUACACCGAACGGGAAUACUUGCUCAGACACAAUUGAUAAAAAUAUUUUAAUAUUAGAUGGGUUUUUGCUUUUCAAAUGUAAGGUUAUUUCCGAUUUAUGCAAUCGCAAAUACUUCUUAACGUUAACCAAAGAGCAAUGUUGGGAAAGAAGGAAAGGAAGAGUAUAUAAUCCACCAGAUGUUCCGGGAUACUUUGAAAAAGUAGUAUGGCCAGAAUAUUUAAAACAUAUAGAUGAAUUAAUGAAAGACAAAAAUUUAUGUAAGACAAUAAAGUUUGUCGAUGGAUCAAAAAGUAAAGAAGAAAUAUUUCAAACGAUUUUUGCAGAAAUAAAAAAGUUGUUAUCUUGA
This is a messenger RNA of Habropoda laboriosa, 701 nucleotides long. RefSeq names its product nicotinamide riboside kinase 1 (gene Nrk1). The record is from RefSeq and is a predicted model, not a curated record. The transcript has a single exon. The coding region runs from base 111 to 701 and encodes 196 amino acids. Gene Ontology annotation, cellular component: cytoplasm. NCBI's taxonomy places the organism in Eukaryota, Metazoa, Arthropoda, Insecta, Hymenoptera, Apidae.